Ciona intestinalis (vase tunicate) is the source of this 1958-nucleotide messenger RNA. Its product is annotated as mitochondrial ribosome-associated GTPase 1. Gene Ontology annotation, cellular component: mitochondrion. The record is from RefSeq and is a predicted model, not a curated record. NCBI's taxonomy places the organism in Eukaryota, Metazoa, Chordata, Ascidiacea, Phlebobranchia, Cionidae. Gene Ontology annotation, biological process: mitochondrial translation. Gene Ontology annotation, molecular function: GTPase activity; GTP binding.
UCGCCAGUUGUUCAAUGGUGUUUGCCAAAUGAGGUAGUACAGUAUUGUGAAUCUGUUUCAGCAUAGUUUGUUGUUUCAUGUCAAGGAAAAGUUGUUUCUUUUAACUGCAAAUAGUGUUUACAGAAGCAUACGACACGUAUAGAAUCAUAAUGCAUCAAUUUACGCGAAGUUUCCUGGGGAAAAUGCGAACUAGAUAUGCUGUACGCAAAUAUUCCCAAGAGUUCACAAUGCGGAACCAAUUUGACUUUGGCCCGAAGCCAAGCUUUAAGCACUGGUUCCCUCGACACAUGGGUAAAGGACUUAUCAAAAUGCGCAGAGUUUUAAAAAACGUAGAUUGUAUCAUUGAAAUACACGACGCUCGUAUCCCGAUUUCUGGACGAAACCCAGGGCUCCAACAAGCGCUCAGUUCAAAGCCUUAUCUUUUGUUGUUGAAUAAAAUUGACUUGGUGCAGUUUACAAAGCAGCAUGUAGACGCAAUAUUCGAGUUUUACCGAGAAAAAAACGUCGAAAAUGUUAUUUUUACGGAACUGUUAUCAGCAGGGCAAUGCCACCCGUCCGUUCAUCGGAUAAUACCAGCGUGCGUGAAUUUGGUGCAAAAAAGCCACCGCCACGACAGAGAAGGAGACAUGGACAUUAAUAUUAUGGUUGUAGGCAUUCCAAACGUUGGUAAAUCCUCGUUAAUAAAAGCCCUAAGGGCUGGCAACUUGGGGAGAAAAGGGGGACCAGAAGUAGGACGAAAUCCUGGCCAUACUAGAGCAGUAAUGAAUAGGGUUCAAGUCUCAAGUAAUCCUGCUGUUUAUUUGCUUGAUACUCCAGGGAUUUUUGAGCCACACAUUACAGACAUGCAUGUAGGCAUGAAGCUUGCUUUAUGCAACACAGUACAUGACCAUGUAAUGGGACCAAGCAUGGUGGCAGAUUACCUACUAUACACUCUGAACAAACAUAGGGAUUUUACAUACACAAAGUACUUUAAUCUCCCAGGACCUAUAGACUGUAGCCUAACUCUCUUGAAACACAUUUCAAAUGAAACUAAUCAGUUUCAGACUCGUGCAGUGCAAACUGGUACUGGUAAAGUCCAUGUUAAAAUACCAGAUUUCGAUCAGGCAGCCUCUGUUUUCUUAAAGGCUUUCCGAGAAGGAAAAUUGGGAAAUUUUUUACUUGAUGAUGUUUUAAAUUUUGAGUUCAUUCAUAAGUUUAAUGAAGAAACAGAGUUUUAUGAUGAUGAGAAUGAAACGUAAUUUUUUAUGUUGUUUAAGAAUGUGUUUACCAUUUGCAAGGUAUUUAAUUCUACAACUGUGCGGAAAAAUAACAAUUUUUAAACGGGCCAAUGUAUACUAGUAAUUUAAUGUUUUCAUAUUUUGCGCCUUUGCAAAUUAAUUGUUUUUUUAUUGUUUACUAUUAGUCAGAUAUUUCUUUCCACACCACAGCGGAAAAAAUGUGUUAAAUGUUAGGUCUAAUGACUAUUGACUAUUAACUAACUUAUAUCAGUAAAUCAUUUUUUUCAUGUUUUCAUAUUUUCAGCCUUUGCAAAUUGAUGUCUUUUAAAAAAAAAAAAUUUUUACUGAAUAACUACACCAGCUUGUUCCUUGAAAUCACCCCAGUGGUUUCUACAACUGCAAAAAAGUUGUAUUACUUAUUAAAAUUGCUCAUAAACUGCAUGGCACAAACUAUUGUUAGGUCAUUUUUUGUCAGUCAUGUUAUUAAUUAUGGUUUUGUCUUUUUUUUACAAUUUUUUUUUCAGUUGUGGCAGAAUUAUCAAGUAUACAUAUGAUAUAUACACGCUUAUUUUUCAUUGCCAAAACAAUUUUUUACUUGUAAAAAAAAUAGUUAAGUACGCUUCUAUGCUGCUACAAUUUUGUAUUUUUUACUUUAUCCAUGCAUUUUCCCAACGCCCUGGUUAUUCUGUAACAUUUUCCACAUACAACCACAUAAAAAUUCCUAUUAUGUUUUUUUUACAG